GGCUGUGGACAGAUUUUGGACACCAAACAAACCGCAAGAUGCCUCCAACUACAGACUGGAAAACAGUGAUGACUGUUGAUCCUGAUCUUCUGGGAAGCGAAGAGGAGGAAACCAUCUGUGAUAUUAUUCUGCAGGUCCAUCCAGGAGAACUGAAGGAGAGCGAGCCUGAGAAAAUGGUUCAGCUCUUCAGACUUUCACAGACCUUACUGAGGCUGAAAUUGGAGGAAAUAAGCUGUGCCUAUGAUGUUGUCGACAAAGCUGGUACUGAACAAGCAAGAAUCGAAUCAGAACUCAAGGCAAAGAUUCUUAAAUUAGAAAAGGAACUUGAGAUGGCACAGCGCACAACGGGGGGGCGGGACACUCGCUUCCUUCGGGACGAAAUUCGCCAACUGGAGAGUCACUUAGAGCGCAAGGAGAAGGAACUGGUCCAGUUAGAGAAGGAAAUGAGUAAAGAGAGGAAAACCAAUGAGGAGCUGUCACUACGAGCAGAGGAGGCCGAAGAUGAAAACAAAAAGCUCAAAAGAGAGAUAAAGCAGCUUAAGAAGAAGAACGAGCAGCUUCAUCAGGAUGUGGACUUCUACAGGAGAGAACUGGAGCAGAAGGACUCCCUCCAGACCAGAGAGGAAAGCACUGACACUCAAAGGAGACUCAACAAAGCCAGCCAGCAGCUCUACCAGUGCAUGGAGGACCUGCAGCAUGCAGAGGAUAUGGCUGCCAACCUGAAGAGUGAAAACGAGCACCUGCAGAAAAACAUGGAGGAGUCUGUAAAGGAGAUGGAGAAGAUGACAGACGAAUACAACAAAAUGAAAAUUGUGGUCCAGCAGACAGACGCCAUAGUCGACCAGCUAAGGAAAGAGAGAGAUCAGGCCAAGCUUCAGGUGAGAGAGCUAACUGAGCAGAUCCAGUCUCGGGCUGAGGAGGACGACCCAGUGAUGGCUGCAGUCAGUGCUAAAGUGGAGGAGUGGAAGAAUGUGUUAUCAGAAAAAGAUGUUGAAAUCAUGGAGUACCAGCAGAUGAUCCGGGACCUGAGAGAAAAGCUAAGAGCUGCUCAUUUGGAUUCAGACAAAAGCAACAUCAUCGCACUGCAGCAGGUCAUAUAUGAGCUGUGUGGUGCUGUGCAAGAGAGGGACCAUCAGAUCAAGCUGCUGUCUGCUCGAGUGGAACAGUACACUGGUGAGAUGGAGAAGAAUGCCCUGCUUAUAGAGGAGCUAAAGAAGCCAAUGAAGAAAGAAAAAGGUAUGGGCUCUACACUGCAGCUGAGGAAGCUGGAGGAGCUGCAGGCCAAGCUGCAGGCAGCAGAACGACGGGUGCAGCAAGCUGAACGAGAAGCCCAUCUAGCUGAGGCCGAUGCCCAUGAGAAAGACAAGGAGCUGAGCGAGAGCCUCAGCCGUAUCCGCCUGUAUGAGGCUGGCACUGAUGGACUUGAAGCUGCCAUAGCUGAGAUCAGAGAGUGCAAAAAUCAGAUCAGGCUCCGAGACAGAGAGCUAGAAGUCAUGACCAAGGAAAUUAACCAACUGGAACUAAAAAUCAAUGACCUUCUGGAUGAGAAUGAAGAGCUAAGAGAGAAGCUGGGAAUGAAUCCAAAAGAAGAAGUGGAUUUGACUGAGUUCCGGAGAACAAAGGCACUAAAACAGAGACAGUACAGGGCAGAAAACCAGGUCCUGUUAAAGGAGAUUGAGCGUCUGGAGGAGGAGAGGCUGGAGCUGAAGCAGCAUAUCCGCACGUUGGUAAAAGACAAAGGUAUCACAGUGCUUAGUAGUUCACUGCUUGAUGAUGAUGCUGAUCAGCAUCCUAGCAGGUCCAUUAGAGAAAGACCAGACUUCAGAGCUUCUGAUGAAAAGAUCAAACAGAAAAAUGAGUACCUGCAAAAUCAACUGAAUAGCAGAGAAAAGGAGCUGGAGCUGAAGAAAGCAGAAUCCUCACAGUUGAAAGCCAGGCUAAAUAAGACACAAAAGGAGAAUCAGCAACUGGAACAGGAUAUGAAGGAGAUCCUGCAGGCCAUCCAGGCACAGAGCAAAAGUCCAUCACAGAUUGGGAUCAGCAGAAUCCCCAGCCUGGAAAGACUAAUCAGUGCCCUGGAAAUGAAGUACUCAGAAGGGAAGGUUGAUAUAGGCACACAUCUGAGGUUUCAGCUAGACCAACUGACCAGCAGGAAUGAGGAGCUGAAGCAGGAAUUGAAGGCGGCUAGAGAGGAAGCAGCAAGCACACUCUCUCAACUGAUGAAGUCCAGUGACAAAGUGGCACGCUUGGAGAGUGAGAUCGAGGCAGUAAGACUGUCAGCUGGUGCAGCUGUACCUCAAAAGACUCUCCCUUUACCUGAGGAAAGCGCAUCAUCCAGUGUUAAGACCAUUAACUCUCUAAAUGAAUACAUGGUCCAGCUGUUACAGGAGAAUAAAAACAAGCAAGACCACAACAAGAUGCUCGGACUGGCUUUGGAAGAGUACAAAAGGAAAUUUGCAGUCAUACGUCACCAACAGGGGCUACUGUACAAAGAAUAUCAAAGUGAGAAGGAGUCUUGGCAGAAGGAGAGACAUUCUUUUGCUGAGUUGAAAGCCAAAAUGGAAGAACAGAAGGAGGUGGAUGCAGUAAAAAUUAAAGAGUAUAAUAACUGGCUGGAAGCUCUGGAGAAGGACCCAGUUGAGAUGAGGAGGCAGGUGUCUGAGGCUGCCCGUAGGACGACUGUGCUCAGAGUAAACGAGAAGUCCCUGACCCGACAGUACACCACCCUGCUGGAGCAGGAGCAGCACUUGAGGAAAGAGAAUAACAAGUUAAAGGAAGACUUUGUCCAAAUGGAGACUGCAGUCACUAAGCGGAUUGGCUAUCUGCAGAGAUUCAAGGAGAUGGCUGCGUUCAAAAUGGCAGCGCUCCAGAAAGCGCUUGAUGACAGUGUUCCUUCAUUCGAGUUGGAGAGGGCAAACAAGCAGUAUAAUGAUCUCACAAUCAAAUACAGAGAUCUCCUUCAGAAGGACAAUUACCUUGUUCAGAGGACCACCGGUCUAGAACAUAUGGAGAAUGAAAAUGUUUCCCUCCACGAGCAAAUCAAUUCAGUCAACAAAGAGCUUGAGAUCACAAAAGAGAAACUUCACACUCUAGAGCAAGCCUGGGAACACAUCAACGACAUUGGUGAAGAGAGCAGUAUAAACAAGGCAGUGAAGGCCCUGGCAAACAGUGAGAUUGUUUCAGUGUCCAAACGCAUCACCACGCUGGAGAUGAAGGAACUGAACGAGAGGCAGAGAGCUGAGCAUGCUCAGAAGAUGUAUGAGCACCUGAGAAAUUCCCUUAAACAGGUGGAGGAGCGCAACCUGGAGCUGGAGGGCAGAUUUGCAGAGAUGGCCAAACAGAAUCUGGAAGCGCAGCGGAUCGAGCGUGAGCUACGUGACGAGCUUGCUGACAGUGUCAGUAAAGAAGUCAGUGAUGCAGACCGCCAGCACAUUGCAGAACUUGAGAAAAGUGAAGCCCAGCUCAGGAUCGAGGUGUCCAAGUUACGAGAGGUUUCUGACGUGGCCAAAAUGCAGGUUUCUGCACUGGAAGCCAGGCGACAAUCCAGAGAGAAGGAGGUAGAGAGUCUCAGAAGGCAGGUGCUCGACUAUCAAGCUCAGUCUGACGAGAAGUCCCUUAUUGCCAAGCUUCACCAGCACAUCGUGGCACUUCAGCUGAGCGAAACGGCAGCUAUCAGCAAGCUGGAGGCCUCCACUGCCCGUUUGCUUAAGCUGGAGGCACAACAGUUGCGUGCAGAGCAGCACCUGGACGCUCAACAGCAGGCGUUGUGGCACGAAAGGCAAGAGGGGCGUCAGCGUGCCCGGCAUCUCCGCCACGCCCUGCAGGCCCUGCGGACGCAGUUCUCUGGAGCUCUGCCACUUGCCCAGCAGGAAAAGUUCUCCAACACCAUGCUACAGCUACAGGAAGCACAACAGAAGGCCAGAAAGGACGCGCAAAGAAUACAGGAGGAACACAAGAUGGCAGAGGGGAGGGCACAGGAACUGGAACUUCGGCUGAAAAGUCUAGAAGAGCUCAUGGCCACAAUAAAGGAUGGUAAAGGAGCACAGAAGGUGAGCGAGUGGCAUAAGAAGUUGGAGGAAGCUCGUCUACAGGAACUGAGAAAAAACAGAGAGCUAGGAGCUCAGAGAGAGGAAAUCAGGUACCUGAAGAACAUGAUUGAUGAGCAAGAACGCAUCAUCAGCAGCCUAGAAGAAGAACUGGUGCAACAGAACAAUCUACAGGAAGAGCGGCAGCUCUCCUGGGAUCACAGGGAAGUGGAGCUCGAGCGACAACUGGAAGCCUAUGAUAAACAACAGCGUCAAAUUAUUGGCUCUGCACAAAAGUUUGAAGAAGCAACAGAUUCUUUGCCGGAUCCAAGCCAGCCUCUUGCCCACCAGCUGGGCCAGGCACUAAGUAAAAUAAAAGAACAUGUUCGCACCAUUCUGGAGACACAAGCUGUAUGCAAAACUCUUGAGGAGAAGCUAAAGGUGAAGGAGGCAGCGCUUUGGCAAGCAGAGCAGAACGUGCUGGCACGAGAUCGGGUCAUCAAUGAACUGCGGCUCCGCCUCCCAGCUGCUGCUGAACGGGAGAGGCUUCUCGCUGACCUGAGCAAGCAGGAAGACUUGAACAGCCAGCCAGCCCUGAAGAUCGCUCAUCAAACCAUCAGCAACCUGCAGGGCCGCCUGGACCAGAAAGAGGAGGUUCUUAAGAAGUACCAAAACCUUCUAGUCAAGGCUAGACAGGAGCAGGAAGAGACAUCAAAAAAGCAUGACGAGGAGGUGAAAAACCUACACCAGAAGUUAGACCUGCACACAGACAAGUCUUUGGACCACUUCAGACAAACUGCUCAGGAGCUGAUGAAGAAACCCACAAUCACUGUGCCAACUACAAAGCAGCUGGCACGGCUGGCUGAAUUGGAACAGACAGUGGCAGAGCAGGACACGUCCAUCUUAUCUCUAACACACAAGCUGAAGAUGCUGACUGCUGAGCUGGAGAAACAGAGGCAGGCCACUGCUUCUCAGGCAAAAGAUCACACAGCACAAACAGCCAAGCUGGAGGAGAGACAUGCAUCUCAAAUGAAGGCUGUCUCUCAGGAGGCAGAAGAGCAUAGAUCCCAAGUCUCUCAGAUGGAGAAGGAGCUGCAGUACCUACGUACCGAGCUGGAGGCCCAGAAAGCGGCUAAUGUGCGAUCUCCAAGUAAUACCAUGAAGAACCUUGUCGAGCGUCUAAAAGCACAACUGGCUCUCAAGGAGAAGCAACAGAAGGCUCUCAGUAAAGCUCUGCUCGAGCUUCGUGCAGAAAUGACUUCCCAUGCUGAGCAGCAGAUCAUUGCAAGUGCAGCCCAAAAGGAAGAGUCCCUCAAUAUUCAGCAGAUUGUAGACAAGCAAACCAAGGAUCUAAAGACCCACGUGAAGGAGCUGAGUGAGGAGCUACAGUCCUGGAAGGAGAACGUACGGGCAGCAAAAUCUCGCGAGAGCUCUCUGAAGGAGGAGCUGGAAAGCCUCAGCAGAGAUCUGCAGAAGAGUCAGAAGAGCCAGAGCAGACUGCAGAGUGAGAGAGGUGCCCUGGAAGAGCAGGUGGAGGAGCUCAAACAGAAAGUCAGGAGACUCCACAGUGGCCUGCAGGGUCAGACAGAAAGUGAGAUUAAAGGCCCCUCUGUAGAGACACUACAGAAGAAGAUACGCAAGCUUGAGUCUGAGCUGGACAAGAAGAGUGUGUCAGAGCCUGCAGAAAGAAAAACUAUAGUUAAGGAUGACAAGACCUCUAAAGAAGAACUGGUGAGAUGGGAAGAAGCAAAGAAAUGGCAGGCCAAGGUGGAGAAAUUCCAAAACCAUUUAAAGGAGAAAGAGAGACAGACAGACUUGCUUUCCAAACAACUAAAUACACUGAAAGAACUCUACGGAAGGUUGGAGCAAGAAAAAGCAGGCCUGCAGAAGAAGCUGAAAAGUCGUGGGGUGACCGCAGAUCAGGUGGUAGGUGCACGGACCGUGGAGACUGACAAAGAGAUUGAGAGCCUAAAAAACAGAAACUGUGAGCUGGAGCAGCAGAUUGAAAUAAUGAAGCUGCAGCAGGCUUUACCACGGGAUGCUGCAAUGGAGGACAUUAACAUCAGGAACCGCUAUCUAGAGGAGAGGAUUUACUCUUUAGAGUCUCAGCUGAAAAAAGACCCUUUUUCUAGGCCAUCUGACAGUUGCGAUAAUGAGGAUUUGAUAGCUGAUUCUAGUGCAUUGAUAAAAACAGCCAUGGUGAGGGAAACCAAAAUGAACACAUUUCAGCAGGUGGAUGCAGAAAAGAGUGGAGAUCAAGAAAAGAACAACAUAGUAAUCCUUGGAGACAAGACUGUGGCACAGCAUGAACAUAAAGGGGCCAUAGCAGUUGACCAAGAAAACCAGCUUGCAACAGAUACAGAAAUUAAAGAUACUGAGGAGGAGGAGGAGGAGGAGGAGGAGGAGGAGGAGAACAACAAAACUGAGACAGUUCCCAAAGAGCGAGAAUCACCAGAAUCAGAGAGAACAGAGGACAAACCUAAGGAACAAGAACAGGGUGACAAAGAGCGGGGUGACCAACAGGCAAAGGAGAAAGAAACAUGUGUGACUGAGGGAGAAUCAGGCCAGGACUUGCAGAGAUCUACAGAGUCUCAUAACAGGACGCAGAAACAGCCAGAAACACAGAGUCCCUCCAUCGAGCAACAAAGACUCUGUGCUUUGGAGGAUGGAGUCAGGGAGAAAACUGAAAAGACUUUCAUCACUAGGCUUAAUAGGCAGCCACAUGCUGCUGUGACAAAACCCCAAGCUUCUUCUGACCCACCAGGGAGCAAAUUUACCCUUACAGCUAGAUCUCUUAGACUGUUGCCAUUGAGGAGUGCCACAAUUGAUGCAAGCAAAAGAGGGAGGCAUAGCAGAGUGAGACCACAAGUGCCUCGCAAGACAUCAGGCAGGGGCUCUGGAACACCUUCACAAAGGGAGCAUGAGCUACAGAAAGACAACCUCAGACUGUCCACUGAGAACCUGGAGCUUCGCUUUCAGCUGGAACAGGCCAACAAAGACCUGCCACGUCUGAAGCAUCAGGUUUCUGACCUCAAAGAAAUGUGUGAUGUGCUCAAAAAGGAAAAAGCUGAAGUGGAGAAGAAGCUUGGGCAUGGCCAUGGGACUGGGCGAAGUGGAAAGACAGUUCCUGAGCUGGAAAAGACAAUUGCACUGAUGAAGAAAGUGGUAGAGAAGGUGCAGAGAGAGAAUGAGAGUCUAAAAAAGAGCUCAGCCACUACGACACAAGAACAGCUCACCACUCUGGAACGUGAACACGAGAAAUUCAAGGCUGAAUAUGACAAGAUGAAGGAGAAAAUGGAUUUUCAUCUGACAUCAAGACUUGAUUCAAAAAUGAAAGGAAUGGAGAAAAUAGUGAUGGAAAAUGAACGUCUGCACAAAGACAUCAAAAAGGUAUCUGAGGCUUUAGAGAAGCUAAGAGUAGAAAACACCAGCCUGGUUGUAAAAAAUAAGAAGCUUAAAGCAGAGCUUGAUGAAACCACCCAGAAGCUUCUACUGGCUCAGUCUAAGGGGCCGUCUUUAGAGCGGGCAGAUGGCAAGAGCUGGAAAUCAACAGUUGUGACCAGGUUGUAUGAAAAUAAAAUGAAAGACCUCGAGAGUGAAAUCUCUAAAAACAAGGCAAGUAUCUCUGAGUUCAAUUUAAAGCUCAAAGAGUCCCACGAGAGAGAGAAGGAUGCUCAGCGCACUAUCAUACAGCUAAAGGAACAAGUAGAGCUCUUGAAAAAUACACCCAUAGAAGGAAUCACUGAGGAGGGCCUUGCUCAGCAGUUUCAGUCUAAUAGACUCACAAUCAAUCAGCUGGAGAGGGAGAAGACUCACCUUCUUCAUCAGAUAAAGAACUAUGAAGAGCAAUUUGAAACCAGCAGGAUUGGACCUGGAAACAAAGAGCUUCAAGCCCAAUUAAAUGCAGCCAAUGCUGAAAGGAGUCACCUACAGGAUGAAAUUAGAAAAAUGAGCAAUGAACUGGCAAACUUUGACCCAACCUUCUUUGAGGAGCUUGAGGAUUUGAAGUUCAAUUAUAAUGUGGAGGUGAAGAAAAACAUCAUUCUGGAGGAACAGCUUAAAAAACUUUCAGAACGCUUUGGAGUACCAGUGGACAUCCCAACAGACGGAUCACUCAGCUAACACAAAACAUCUGUCCAGGAGGUUGAAGAAACAGAACUUUGUACACAGAGAAUAGAGAAUGGUCAAAGUUUUUUUUGUUUUGUUUUUUUUAAUGAUUAGUUUUAUGUGAAUUUGUAUAGUUAUGUAUAUUAUAAGUCAGCUGUGCUUUUUGUAAUAUGAUAGUACAAUGUGACGUUUUCUAUGGUGAUGAUUUGUGGCCUCAUACGGACAGGCCAAAUGUCAUGGGAUGGCAACAAGUAUUGUGUAGGACCCCUCCAGCUGGGCAAAGUGCAGCAACACAACAAGGCAUCAGUUCUGCAAGUGGAGUUUGGAACAAGCCAUUCAUUAAAAAGAUUUAAAAGAA
Messenger RNA from Astyanax mexicanus (Mexican tetra), 8490 nucleotides. RefSeq names its product centrosomal protein 290 (gene cep290). The record is from RefSeq and is a predicted model, not a curated record. Lineage: Eukaryota; Metazoa; Chordata; Actinopteri; Characiformes; Acestrorhamphidae. Gene Ontology annotation, biological process: kidney development; camera-type eye development. The transcript has 55 exons. The coding region runs from base 39 to 8147 and encodes 2702 amino acids.